AUGGAAUCUGAGUCUAAGGUGCUUGUGGAUAGGGUUGCUGGUAACAUUCACAAUGGGGCAUGGAAUAUUGCCCCAAUCUUGGAGGAAGUUAACACUCUUUCCUCUAGCUUCUCUGAGGUGUGCUGGAAGUGGGCUCCUCGGAGUGUAAAUCGUGCAGCUCACUUGGCUGCUAAGAUAGGAUCGCGAGCGGUGGAACCUGAGUGUUGGGUCGAGAGACCACCACCGUCUCUAGUUGGUGUGUUAGGUGUCUGA
This is a messenger RNA of Prunus armeniaca (apricot), 252 nucleotides long. Lineage: Eukaryota; Viridiplantae; Streptophyta; Magnoliopsida; Rosales; Rosaceae. The record is from the annotation of a GenBank genome assembly.